UUUGCGCAGGCGCAGCGCUGCCGCUCCCCGCGCAUGCGCGCAGCGCAUUGCUCCGGCGGCGGCGGAGGGAAAAUGGCGGCGGUGGUACAGAAUGUGGUGAAGCUCCUCGGCGAGCAGUACUACAGGGACGCCAUGGAGCAAUGCCACAACUACAACGCCCGGCUCUGCGCCGAGCGCAGCGUCCGCUUGCCCUUCCUCGAUUCCCAGACCGGCGUGGCCCAAAGCAACUGCUACAUCUGGAUGGAGAAGCGGCACCGUGGCCCAGGUUUAGCGGCGGGGCAGCUUUAUUCCUACCCUGCGCGUCGCUGGAGGAAAAAACGCCGUGCUCAUCCUCCGGAGGACCCGAGGCUUUCCUUCCCUUCCAUCAAACCCGCGCAUCCUGGAGCCGGACGAUUUCCUGGAUGAUUUGGAUGAUGAAGACUACGAGGAGGAUACGCCCAAGCGGAGGGGGAAGGGGAAAGCCAAGGGUAAAGGCGUCGGAGGCGCUCGCAAGAAACUGGACGCGGCCAUUUUGGAGGACAGGGACAAACCCUACGCGUGCGACAUCUGCGGGAAGCGCUACAAGAACCGCCCGGGGCUGAGCUACCACUACGCCCACUCCCACCUGGCCGAGGAGGAGGGCGACGACAAGGACGACUCGCAGCCCCCCACCCCCGUCUCUCAGCGCUCCGAGGAGCAGAAAUCCAAGAAGGGCCCCGAUGGGUUGGCGCUGCCCAACAACUACUGCGACUUCUGCCUGGGGGAUUCCAAAAUCAACAAGAAGACGGGGCAGCCCGAGGAGCUGGUCUCGUGCUCCGACUGCGGGCGAUCGGGACACCCCUCGUGCCUGCAGUUCACCCCGGUGAUGAUGGCGGCCGUCAAGACGUACCGCUGGCAGUGCAUCGAGUGCAAGUGCUGCAACAUCUGCGGCACCUCCGAGAACGAC
Molecule: messenger RNA, 925 nt
Organism: Numida meleagris (helmeted guineafowl)
Lineage: Eukaryota; Metazoa; Chordata; Aves; Galliformes; Numididae
Gene: DPF2
Product: double PHD fingers 2
Biological process (GO): nervous system development
Cellular component (GO): nBAF complex
Source: RefSeq, a predicted model, not a curated record